Mya arenaria is the source of this 7749-nucleotide messenger RNA. RefSeq lists its product as uncharacterized. Bases 155 to 3844 code for a protein of 1229 amino acids. The transcript is spliced from 10 exons. The record is from RefSeq and is a predicted model, not a curated record. Lineage: Eukaryota; Metazoa; Mollusca; Bivalvia; Myida; Myidae.
GUCGAUGCGUAAUAGGAAAAUCCAAUUUUGAGGAAGAAAAACACAAUGAGACUUGUUAAUUUCAUCUGAUUUGUAAAAUAUGUGUGUGUGAUAUGGUAUCCUUCACGAAGGCAUAAGAAGUAUACAGUAGAAGUCUCUAGAACUCACUAGAAAUAUGGCAACAGGAACAAAAGUUAUGCAUCACUUAUCCUCCAGAAGAGACCUGUCCAUGGAUGCUGAUCUUAGUUCAUCACCAUCAAUUACUUAUGAGUCAACGGUCACAAUGGAUGCCAUGGCUGGCCCUCAAGGUACCAGCCUAAGAACGACAAGUGAACUUGGCGAAUCACUCCGGAACACAUCUUCCUUUGAGACUGGUUACCGGUCUAGAGGGGGAAACAGAGCCCCCAGUCACCCCCCAGGGCAGGGGUCUAAAAGCGGUGCCCAGGGUUGGACAGGAAGUGGUCAAGGGGGUCAGAUGCAAGGUCAAGGGUCAAACAGAAACCAGGGUUCAGCACAAACAAACCGUGAUGGUGGAAGUAGCGAAUACGAGGAACAAAGAUUGAACAUCUAUGCCAACCAAAGCCAACAGCAGCAAUAUGGGAACUACCAGCCACCAGUGGGCUCACAGAGAAGGACCUCAAAUGGAGGACAGUAUGUUCAACAAAAAGCUUACCAGCAACCACUUAACCCUCAAAGCCCAUGGCCACUACCGGUGCCAGAUCCUCCCAUGAAGUCAAUUGAAAUUGAUGAACAGUUUGAGCGUGCAAGAGAAGACUUGAGAAAUUUGUCAAUGGAAUUUCCUGACAGUUUGAAGAGCUCAGUAUCAUCGUUUAGCAUGCCUUCAGCUGACUGGGAGGAGGACCUGAAAAAAUACCAUGAUGAACUGCCUCCCUAUCUUCGGAUUGGCUAUAUUGAUGUGCUUAUUCUAUACCACGAAGGGGAUCGGGAUAAAGCUAUAGAGUUUAGAGACCAUCUCAUCAAUGAUAUAGACAUAGGCCAAGAAGGGCCAGUUAAAGCUAUGCUCUAUGAUGAAGCUGGGCUGCAGGCUUUAUCAACAAUGCAGAUUGGUCAUUUGACAAAGGCUGUUGAGAGAAGCACAUAUAUUUUCAUGUAUCUGACCAAGGCUUUCACAAAAGAUACAUGGAUGGAGUUUUCAAGUGAGUCAUGUUUGAUGGAGGCGAUUACCAAUCCAGACAAACAAUGGUGUGUUGUGCCUGUUUACACUGAGAGAAGAAACCAGACAUUCAGAGUGCCAAUGGGGUUGAAUACCUUGAAAGGUAUCAGCUACUACAACAAUGACAAAUUCUAUCGAAACGGACUUGCUCGCCUAAUUGGCGAUAAAGUGAAGGUUCGUAAACGACUUAAUGAGGAAUUAAAGACUAAACAGAAGCACUGGAUAGAGACUUUCAAAAGAUACACGGCACAAGUUGCUGAAAACCAAAGGAGAACACAAAUAAUAGAAGAACAUUAUACAGAAAGUUACGUGAAUGCCAUACAGUACGAAACUGAGCAGAUGCAUUUAGGACCAAUGGUUGUUCCACCGUCAAUGCAAUCGACCAGCAGAAACAUUGCACACUCACAGAGUGAAAAUUGCAUGCAAUCUGUUAAACCACAGAAUCCUGCCGUUCAGAGAGAAUUUAAGGAACUUUCACGUCAGAUAAAUAGUGGGUCAUCGGCAGCACAUUCUCAGAACAGGAAUAUUGUUGGUGGUUCUGAAGUAAUGAACCAGUAUCAGGCUGGUCUCAAACGGGGAGUUUCAAACCAAAGUACAGUGUCUGGCGAUAUGGGCAAUCCUUCAGAUGUACAAGUUCAUCAGGUACACACACAGCAUGGAACCUUCGCAGUUGAUGUUCCUCUGAGUGUAUGGGAAAAAAUAAAAUAUCUGCCAGAGAAAGAGAGAAAUGAAAAAAUCCGACUUUACUUUGAACAAACCCAGACACGAUAUUCUCAAACUUUUCAUAAAUCAGUCAGCCAGCCAGAUAUCCAUGAUUGGCCUUCUCAUUACAAUGCAAUGUCUAUGUCUGUUCCUGAACCAAUAAUGGAAAGGAUUAAAAGUCUUGCCCUAGACGAACAGCAAAGUGCUAUUGAUUUUUAUUAUGAAACUGUCAAGGAAGAGCUUGCUGGAAAACAACAAGAACAGUCAUAUGGGGAGGGCAACAGACCCAAUUUAUCAAUGAUGCAGAUGGAAGAAAGAGUUAGUGAGGGGCAAGAAGGCAGUUUCCAAAGCUCCUACGACUCUUAUAACAGUGGAUCUUGCACCAACAAUGAAUGUGCUGGACAAGUUCCAAAUCUAAGCUUAUUCAUGGCGGAAACAGAUGGUCUUCAAAGUAAUGUCAACCCCUCUGAGAGUCAGAACAGGCCUCAUGAUGGCUAUAAGGGGCGGAGUAAAACGCAGCAAAUCCCUGAGGGGGGUGUAUCCCCUGUCGGACAGAGGAAGGAGGUGCAUUCAGAGAAAUUGGCCAUUGGCAAAGAAGGACUACAUAAAGUCAUUCAGAAACAUGUCCACUACACCAUAAAUGUUGUUGGUGCCACUAAUGUACAGAUCGGUGAUCAUAAUGUUGCCCAAACUGGAACCCAAAUACCAAACAAGACUGAGGAUGAUGAUGACAGCGGUGAAGAAUCAGAUGGUGAGGAGGAGGAGGAAUUUGUGAAAAAGGAGGAGGAAGAUAUUAAGAGUAAUCAGGAGCAGACAACAGGUGCAUGUGAGGAUUUGGAGCUGAAACUUGGAAAAGAAAGUGAGUUAAAUGAUGAUGAAACAAGCUCCAAAGCUGGCUUCGACCAGGACGAAAACUCCCCGUCGCGGGGAGAGAUUGGGACAAUUCGUAGUGGAUCCCCAAACACCGCAAGUUCGUGUAAUGUGGAUGCCGCACCGUCUACCAUCCUGCCGAGGGAAGAGGAUUUAGGAUCUACAGCUGUGGGACUAGGAAAGAUGAGCCAUAAGCCUAUUCCAGGGGGAAUAAUACAGGAAACGGAAAUAGUUCAGACUACUGCAAAGAAAACAGUUGAAAAUGAUGAAAGUUUUGAAGUGUUUAGUAAGUCAUACAUGGAGAAGAGCCAAAGAGAAGACGGUGUUAACAGGAAUAUUUCUGCUGCGUCCUUUAAAUCCAGUGAAAAACAAAAGACCCUGGUCCCAGUUGCUCCAAUGGUCCGCUCAGGACAAAAGAGCCCACAAAUGGAGAAGCCUAGGGCUAAAAUUGCCACUGUGAGACCUUUUGUUCAGGGGGUUUCACCUAAAGAGAAUGGUUCUGACAGUGAUAAUGAUGACAGUACAGAUCAGAAGAUGGUUUUCAGCUCAGAUAACACCGACCCUAAGAGGGUUUACACAUAUUCGACAACUCACACUGACAACACUUUGGUCAAACCGUUUGUGAGAAAUCAGCCAAUCGGAGCUGAGAAUAAACAAAGCCUUUCUGCUCAGCCGCAAUUGCUCACUGAUGCCAGAAAACCAGAAGAAGCAAGGGACCCAGCCGGGUUCCACUUUUCCCAAUAUACUAAGCAGGCUCCAUUUUACCGCAACCAGUUUCCGCCAGCAAGCACAGGCAAUAUGGUAAAUGAGCUUGACAGCUCUACCAGAUCUGUAACUUCUGCGAACAAUGAACAGGUGGAAGUAGGGGUUGACCCUCUGGCUGACAGAGCCAUGCAAGAAUCCAAUGGAUUUUCACCAGGAACUGCAUCAUUCCAUCCAAAUCUCGACAAUAAUCCCGAGGGAAGUCAAAACGACCUGGAAUAUGACAUGCUUGAUUCAGACAGUUUUGAAGGGACGGAGCUCGAGGAAGGGUUACGGAAAUCAUCCUCGUUGGGCAGUUCGAAGAGUUCGCGUAAAAGUAAUGGUAGUGUAAGAGAUAAGGAAUGUCUGAUCUCUUAAUGAAAUAUUUUGAGAUAGGGAGGUUUUUGAAACAACUCUUAAUAUGAGUAAUAGAGUUACUCAUUUGUUAAAUUUUUUGCGAAAUGUUCACCCUUGAUGAGAAAAAAGAGUUGCCGACUGAUGAUUUAGUUUUAAAAAUGUCGUGAAAUCAGUUUGUAAAUUAAUGAUGAUGGUGACGGGGGGGGGAAAGAUAUUCUGUGAUCAAUUAUUACAUUGUGUUAGAGAUGAUGACAGAUAAGGUUUUGUAAGAGAAAGUUCCUUCAGUUCUUAUUGUGAUGUGAAGCACGGCGUAACAGCCUAGUAAUGCAUGUACAUGAUGAUGUAUGUGCCUCUAUCCCAGAUGAGAGCAGGAUAUGAGUUAUACCACAGUGUUUUGCUCAGAGACUUUAAUCAACUGUUGAGGCAUUAACUAAAGAAAGCUUGUGUUUUGUUACGCAAGAUGUCUAGAAUGCUUCUUUGCCAUAAACUAGGUCAGAAACCUUAACCAAGCUGUGCCUUAUACUGGAAUACGACAACAUGAACCUGACAAUGGAGUGUAACCCUUCAAUGGUGGAAGAUGUACUCAGAUUGGGUACAGUGCUUGUGUUCGCCAGAUCACGGCUUCAAUGCUUAGUCAAGAUACAUUGAAUGUUAGUAUUUAUAUACAAACGUAUGGCACACAUGAAUUCAAAUCAGCAAGUUUGACUUGCUUGAUGUUUAAGAAUAUCUUUAGUUGAUACCGUAUUAUCACAAGACAUUUUGGCACAUUGAUAAUAAGUCUUACAAUAAGCUGGGCUUGAGUAAAGCCCCAAAUUUGAAAGUCGGUGUCUUGGAAGUGGUUUUACUAAAUGAGUUUGCUUGAACAUAUGAAAUGUUUUCUUUAAGAUAGGGCUUUUUUGGGGGAACCCCAAGUCUGUUAUUGAAUUGUGUAUUAUUUUGGAAAAGUCACAAAUGGCAUAAAUUGUUGGUGAUGUUAAAUUAAGUACAGGUUACCUUUGCCUGGUGUGCAGUUUAUAUUUUUGCAAAAUUUUCCGAGCAAUAAAUUAUACGGAAAAAACAUUGUGUAUAAACAUGAAUUCAUCAUCAUAAAUGUUCACCAAAAUGUAUAUAUUUAUGUUAUGUAUUGUUAUGAACUCGAGUUUUCAUUAUAACUUGUGUUUUUAUUGCAACUGAAGUGCUUUUAUGAUGUGCUAUGAUGGAUGAAGACUUUCUAAUGUGAUGAUGUGUAUAGAAUUGUAGCUGUUCUCCAUUGCCUAUAUAAUAUCCUUAGGAAAAUAAACCACAUUAUUGAAAUAAAAUGUAUAUUGAUAUCACAUUAACUGUGCAACAUCUAUCAUUGCUUCUUUCUCAACUGUUCAAAUAAAAAAAAUGGUUUUAGCUUUUGAAAGAAAUGCUUCAAUCGUUAUACAGUGUAUAUCUUUCAAACUGUUUUCCAUGUUUAUUUUUGAUUUACCACACAAAGGCAUCAUAUUCUAAGUGAGAUCCAGAUUUUGUAUUUGAAAUUCUACUUGACUAAUUUACACUGCUAUCAUCAGCCAAAUGCUUUAUCUGUACCCGAUAAUUUACUUGCAUCAGCAUGAAAAAAUCCAUUUUACCAAUUACUGUUGGCAAAUUAAGUGUUUCAAGUAUUUGAGACAACGAAUGGUUAUUGCAUAAACUUUGCCCCAAUCUAUCAAGUAAAUUUUAAGUGCAUGUGAAUUGACUUCGCAGGUCAAAUACCCGGUAAACCAAUUGUCCCUAGCAUAUUCUUUAAUGUGUCACAUGAAAAUUAAUACCAAGGAGGUGGGCUUGUACUAAGGCGUAGCAUCCAUACAUGCACAGUUUGCAUUGGUUUCGUUGACCAAUUUAAUUUUUUUUGUUUUAAUUUGUACCAUUCUUGUUCACCAGAGUGAUGAUGCUCUGCGUACCAUGUAAUCAUGAUAGAUAUAUCAUUAUCAAACCUCUGAUGCAUGAGAAUGAUUUUUACUUGCAACAGGAAUCCUUUGUGUGUAAGAAGCCGCUGUUGGGACAGUACAAACUGACCGUCUUUGGUGCAAAAUGGAAAUGUGAUAGUGCUUUGUUUAACUGAUUGUCGAGCACAUUUCGCUUAGUUUAUUUAUUAACAGUUGUUUUUGUGUGCUUUUGUUAUUUAUUUGUUAUAUUUUAUGUUCUUAUUUUGAAUAAUGGUCUAUUUGGACGGUAUGAGUUGCUGUUAUGUAGAUCACUUCAUUUUCAUAAAGUUUGUCAAAAGCUUGAUAUUUCCAUAUACCUUUACAUGUUAAGAAGUGUGUACAUUUGUUUUUAUCAACAAAGUUUUCUUCUGUUACAUUUUUUCAGCCUUUUUUAGUUCAAUUAGGCCUAUAUUCUUUAUUGGUCUUUCCCUAUUAUCCACCACAAUCAAACAAGAAUAUUUACACUCUUACUUAUAUAUAGCUCUUCCAUAGAUAAAUGUUUAUCCUUUCCAUUGUAUUUAUUUUUCAUUGAAAGCAACAUCUUCAGAAUACCUCUGAUAUUACAAAAACAACUCUAGUGGUUGGUCAAAAGACAUAAAGAUGUAUGUGAUGUUGAUGAAGAAAUUGACUUCAAUACUUCCUCUGCUGUUCAAACAGCCAAAUUUAUCCUUGCUUCAACUGUCUUGGAAGCAUUAUUUUCAUCAUUGUAGUUGGAGUAUCCUAGAGGACACAUGUGAAUGAUGAGUGUAAAUAUAAACAGUGAAUAUUUAAGAAUUGCAGUUUAUCGGUUAAUGAAAACAUUUGGCCAGUGCACUGAUUAUGGUGGUGUUAUAGGCUUCAUUAACUAUGAUUCACCUAAUGUUAUCAUACACCGAUGUACACCAAUAUUUAAUUCAUUUCUUGUACCUACUACUGCUGAAUUAAUGAUUCAACAUUUUUCCAGCAAGGGUCAUCACCGCCAUUUUUUGUUUGAAUUCAAAAUUGUUUCCAUAUUUCCUUUAUUGCUUUGCUUAUGAUCCUUACAAAUUUCAUCAGUUAAAGAGACUCUCUCAUAGACUGGCAAAUAACUUUUUAAACGCCUGCUCGUAGAAUACACAUAUUAUAGUAUCACAAACUUUGGGAAGGGGGCGUCCAGUAUGUUGGGUCAAUAACUUUAGAAGCAUAUCUAAAUUCGGUCUGAAUUUGUUUGAGCAUGAUCUCUGGACAAGAUCAAUAACCAGCCAUAUUGCUCUAGAUUCUUGAGAGUAAUCUUUUUUUAAUUAUAGAAAUUACAUAAAAUCAGUCUUGUCCGAUCAAUUAAAUCGGAAGCAUUUGUCCAUUUAUGACCAAAUUUAGUCAGAAUGAGUAUAAUAGAAUAGAUAUUGGUGCCAGGCUAUGUGAGAAUCCCUUUAACAUGUCAUUUACAGGUAUGUUUGAACAUUAAAUAAACCCAAAACGCAUUAAGCCUUAGUUUUUUGUUCAACAUUAAUUAUCAUUUAUUUAAAGGUAAAUUGUAAAAAUUGGUUCAUUUAUUUUGAGGUUGUGCUACAUGUUAUGUUUUAAGCUAUGCAUUUUUUGUGUGUCUCCUCUUAUAACUGAAAUAUUGUAUUACAGUUAACAGGAGAGUUCCUGUAGCAUUUUGAAUUGUACGCUUGUACACAUUAUUUGAGGGUCUAAUUAAGUCCCAAUAUGUAAUACCAUGAUGGAGAUGGAGGGAUGUCCAUUCCCUUCGAUUUUUUUUAAUAAAACAGACAUGACAAAGAACCCUUUUCAAGCAUUCCAAACCCAAACUUUCACUGUAAGUAGGAGAAACAUCAACAAGUACAAAGUCUUGUUUAUUCUGGAUCUUGAGAUGUAAGCAUUUUCCAUUUUGGGGGAGCCGAUUUUAUUUUGUAUGCCCGGACAUACUGGAGUGUGCCUUGGUAUGCCUCUGGUUGACAAUAUUUCAUUUACAUUAUUUGAACAUAAAUGUUGUUUAGAAAAUUGUACUCUAAUUCCAAAUGAAAUUUAAAGAUA